Messenger RNA from Caenorhabditis elegans, 720 nucleotides. RefSeq names its product Late embryogenesis abundant protein, LEA-14. The transcript is spliced from 3 exons. The record is from RefSeq and is marked reviewed. The coding region runs from base 46 to 369 and encodes 107 amino acids. Lineage: Eukaryota; Metazoa; Nematoda; Chromadorea; Rhabditida; Rhabditidae.
AGACAAAUUUUCUACAUUCCCCCGGAAACUUAAAAAAUGGCCUAAAUGGGUUGCUGUAUGUCAUCGGAUCACGACGAUCCAGCCAAUCAACACCUCCAUCCACACUCUCAUCAUCAGUUCCUUAAUAUUCAUGAGGCUCGGAAAAGAAGGCAAUCCUCUAUGGGUGUUGGGAUGGGCGUUGCUAUGAUGAUGCAACAAGCUGGAGCUCUUGUCGGAGCAGCUCCGCCACCGCCAGAAGCAGCAGAGAUUCAGUCACAGAUACGGAAGGCUAAGGCCGAGGGUCGUACGGUGACAAUGGUUAAUGGUGCGCUGUAUUUCGACUAUCAACUGGUUGCUCGCAUUCCUCCACAUUAUGAUAUUCGACUUUAAUUUUUUUUUUUCAAAAUUCAUUAUAUUUUUUGAUGGUGGUCUAUCAUUUGUAAGUAAAUAUAUAAAAAGGGAAAAUUGCCAAGAAAUAGGCGGAGCCAUAUAUCAAUACUUAAUGUUUAUAUGAAUGAACUUAAUGAACGCAAGAAAUUCACAAAAAAAUUAAAAUAAAAGCUCCGCCCAUCUCUUGGCUACUGCAACAAAUCCUUUUUGUAUACUUAUCAAUGUGCCACAAAAAAACGCUUUAAGAAUGUUGGUUUUCCACUUUUCCAGUAAUAUAAUAUUUGCUUUACAUUCCUUUUCUGAAACAUUGAUCUUUUUUCAACCUCCAUCUUCAUUUUCACUAUUAAAUUU